UCUCUCUCUCUCGAUCAGGGGGGAGAGGAUCAUAAAAAAAGCCAGGAACGGCGACAGUGACAGCGCCCGCGGCUCCGGCGCCUGUGCGCGAUUCUCCCUCUCACUCACCGCCGACACUCGCACCCAUGCGCGCUCUCGCCCGUCUCCAUCAGACACCAGCACAUCGCAUCACCGCGCGCGCAUCCUAACAUUUCCCCCGGUUUUGUUGUCGUUGUUGAGCAUCCGUCAUACGAGCAGCCAUCGAGACGCACGCGCUCUCAUUUCAACCCUGAAUCUGAAUGACGGGCGGACGGUUCGACUUCGACGAUGGCGGCACUUUCUGCGGUGGAUGGGAGGACGGAAAAGCCCACGGACACGGCAUCUGCACCGGCCCGAAGGGUCAGGGCGAAUACUCCGGGUCCUGGUCCAACGGGUUCGAGGUAGUCGGGAUGUACACCUGGCCCAGUGGGAAUACAUACAGGGGCUACUGGGCUCAGGGAAAGCGACACGGGCUCGGCGUGGAGUCCAAGGGGAGGUGGCUCUACCGUGGAGAGUGGAGUCACGGAUUUAAGGGUCGGUACGGGGUUCGACAGAGUCUCAAUACACCUGCCAGGUACGAAGGCACGUGGAGUAACGGAUUGCAAGAUGGAUAUGGGGUCGAGACCUACGGGGAUGGGGGUACGUACCAGGGCCAGUGGAUGGGCGGCAUGCGGCACGGUUGCGGCGUGCGUCAGAGCGUGCCUUACGGCAUGGCCACUGUCAUCCGCUCCCCGCUCCGAACCUCACUGGCAUCUCUCCGCAGCGAGCAGAGCAACGGCUCCGUUCUGCAAGACCACAUGUCAGACAGCCCAGCUGGCACCCGCGGCGGCUUCGUCCUGAACUUCCACAGUGACAGCGAGAUGGGCUCGGGCAAAAAAAAGGGCCUGUUCAGACGGGGCUCGCUGUUCGGCAGCCUCAAACAGCUGAGGAAGUCGGACUCCCGCUCUUCCAUAUCCAGCAAACGCAGUUCGGCACGGAGCGACGCCACCAUGAGCCGCAUCAGCUCCAGCGACGCCAACUCCACCAUCAGUUUCGGCGACGGCGAGGUGGCGGACGAAUACCUGCCGGCUGAGGACAACGUGGAUGCCACCACCACGGAGUCGUACAUGGGCGAGUGGAAGAACGACAAGCGCAACGGUUUCGGUGUGAGCGAGAGAUCCAACGGAAUGAAAUACGAAGGAGAGUGGCUGAACAACAAACGGCAUGGCUAUGGAUGCACAAUAUUCCCAGACGGGACAAAAGAAGAGGGGAAGUACAAAAAUAAUGUUUUGGUGCGUGGCAUCAAGAAGCAGCUCAUUCCCCUUAAGAACACCAAGACAAGGCAGAAGGUGGACCGUGCCGUGGAGGGAGCCAUAAGGGCGUCCGCCAUUGCCCGAACAAAAGUAGAAAUUGCCACCUCAAGAACCGCACACGCCAGGGUCAAAGCGGAGGCAGCAGACCAGGCCGCCCUCUCUGCCAGUCAAGACUCUGAUAUCGCCAGAGCUGUAGCAAGAGAUCUGGCCCCCAACUUUCAUCAACCAGGCCCAGACUACAUCAAGCAGAAGUUUUCCAGCGAGCCCAUCGAGAUCAAAGAAGCUCCAGAAGAAAAGAAAGAGAAAACGCCCACAGAAAGUCCGCACUUUUAUCGCAAAGGCACGACCCCAACCCAGUCCCCGACCCAAAGCCCAGAUCCUACACCACCCCCUUCACCCCCCGUCAGCAAGAAAAAGCCCUUCUUUAACAGAAGUGCCCCAAAAGCCACGAAAGAAAACAAGCCCCCAGCUGCCGAAAGCCACGCAGCGGGUGUCAGCAAUGCUACUUCCAGGUUAUCAGACAAACAGGAAGUCAUUCAGGAAGACAAACAGGAAGAAGUUGCCAUACCCAAACCCUCCAAGCCGCCGGCGCCGGUCGCCAAUGCCUCCAAUGCCUCCAGCCCUGGAAAUGGUGAACUGCAUUCUCAGUAUCACGGUUACUUUGUGAAGGCUGAUGUAAUGGUCCCACCUGAUGAACCUGAAAUGGAGAAACAUCACGAAACUUCAACUGCGCUUGCCAGGAUCCCCCCGCCUGCGAAGCAGUACCGUGCACCGACCCCCAAACCAGUGAUGGCCAAAGAGAGCAAACCUGAGCCAAAACUGAAGAAACAGGAAUCAUUGAAGCCAAAGAGCCUAGCAGAAACUAAGAAAGCCAGCAUGGAAAUUACGACCAACGUUGUUGAGGAGGAAUCAGGUCCCAACUCAAUAUUGGUCAUACUAGUGAUGCUGAUAAAUAUCGGACUGGCAAUUAUUUUUGUCCAUUUUCUCACUUGACGGAACGUUAAACUCAGUGAGCUCAUGAAAACUAGCGGCGUAGGCACCUAAUUCUCCGCAGUUGCGUCAAUGGCCUUUAAAACAAAAUGGCGCCAGUCAGACUCAGACACAGGCAAAGGACUGGACGACUGGAAUUAGAGCAAAUGAUGGGAGAAAGAUGAAACCUGGACCAUUCGCCAUGAGCCAGCCCAGUUCCUCUGGCGAUGAUUUGUGACUCGCUUGGGCUCUGAAAGCUGAAGCAAGCAGUCGUUGGGAAAGAAACAGAAUCUGCUGAUCCAAGCCGUACCCAGUCAAGUACACGACCACCCCGCUGCUAUGGGGAGGGGUGGAAUGGGGGGACUUAACUGGAUAUGUUCGGAGAUGCACUUUUAGUUGACGGAAGCGAACAGCUGCCUUACUAAUUUACCGACUGACGUUUUUAAAGGGAGAUGUGUGGUGGGUUGCCAGAGUGUGUUUGGGCAGCAAAAGUGUGUACCAGUGUCCGCUUUCCACUUGGUUGAAAACACCAUGCACAUUUUGAAAGGGUCACUUGCCAGUCUUAUUCCAUUACCCAUCUCUGCAGCCUUGUCUAACAUCUCCUGCUCCUGUUUUAGGAGGUUUAUCCGUGACAUGCCUGUGCAUGGUACUGGUUUAAUGACUUUGGUUUUUUCUGUCGUGGUGUUUUUUUUGUACUUUUAUCCUAGCUACGAAUAACAAAACUAUCUCUAGUGCUUUGGACUCGCACUCUACAAACAAAAGCAUGUAAUAUGGAAAAUAAAAGUACAAAAGAUGUCACUGGGGUGGUACCCUUUAAAAACUACAAAAGCUUGUACCUUAAAGGUACAUAUCUGUACCUAAAUGUUACAUAUUAGGACCUUUUUAAAGGGUACGUCCCAGUCACAGCUUUUGUAACUUUUUUCUGAGAGUGCAUAGAAAACCAAUGAAUAUUAUUUAUCCUUAUACACAAAUUGUUUUCAAAGACAAAACAAGAGUAGCGUGCGUGGUUUGAUGUUAUUUAUUCUUAAUACUAUUGUAGAAUUGUGUUGUUUUUUUUAGAAAGCUAGGGACUAUGUUUGAUUUUGUAAAUGUAUAAUGCAUGGCUUUCAUUUUGAGUAUUUGUUACAUAAUUUUGCACCUUUAAUGAGUCUUCUCUAACCCCCACCCAUUCGCACCACCCCUAAACUUGACAUGUGCAGAGUGGUAUACUUGCCUCUAUAUUAUGCCUGCUAAAUUGUGUUGAAUACAUUCAGGUCGACCCACUGGUUCUGAACGCGAAUGUAGAGAUGGAUGCCUUUAAAAAGCAUUUGUAACAGUUUUUUAGUUUACCUCAGAAAAGAAGUGAUUUUUAAAUGCUGUCUUAAUAAGGAACUUUGCAAAAGUCUUGCUGUUAUUUUUGGUCUAGUGGUGCACGAGAAAGUGUGAUUUUAAAUUAUUGUGCACAUGUUGCACCGGUAUUUCAAUGAAAAAAUGUAUACAUAUAAAUAGAUCUAUUUUAUAUACAGAGUGGGAAUAUUUUUAGUGAACAGUUGGAUGCUGAAUGGCCUUGACUAGAGUUACUUUACUGCACUGUAUCUUUUGCUGAUUGAUUUAAACAUCCUGUGUGCAUGGUGUAUUUUUGCGGCUCUGGUUUCUGUUUGGGGCUCAUAAACAAGAGGACAUGGGGCUGUAUGUGACUGUAACAGGGUGACUGUUUUUCAGAGGUUUUGUCAGACUGCGAAAGUAUGUGAGAGAAAAGGAGGAGGGAAAGAAGAGCAUCAGAAUGGAAGGGAAAUUAAUCUUCAAAUUACUUAUUUUUAAUAAGAAUUGGAAAAUUGAAUUUUUUAUUUUUAUUUUUAUUUUAUUUUUUGAGGAAGGGAAAAACUUUUGAUUUACAUGCAUUGGCUAUGUACAUAACUAGUUUUUUUUUUUUUUUGCUGCUUUGUUAUGUUUUCUAUGUUUUUAUCUCAUCCCAACCUAUUUAAUAUUAAAUGUAAGUUUAAUUGAAAGAUCCCCAUGACAUUUGGCUUUUUUUCCACCAAUUUUUUUUUUCUCAUUCUGUUUCAGAGCAUCUAUACAAAACCGUGUAUUUUUCUAAAAAAAAAAGCUUUACAUAUUUAAGAUGUUUUAAUGUAAAAUAGUAUUUAACUUAAAUACUGUAUUUGAUAUGCUUUAAUUUGUCUAUCUUGACAUUUUCAACUGAUUUGAAUGUAUUUUCA
Messenger RNA from Misgurnus anguillicaudatus (oriental weatherfish), 4477 nucleotides. The record is from RefSeq and is a predicted model, not a curated record. Lineage: Eukaryota; Metazoa; Chordata; Actinopteri; Cypriniformes; Cobitidae.